UUUGUUGAUUUCAGCGACCCUAAGGUCCACAGCAUCGUGGAAAGAGCUGUAAGGAGCAUUAUGGGCGAGCUGUCCAAUGAGCCCCGUAGCAACCUGCUCAGCCCAUCCCAGGUGGUUGUGGAGGUGGUGCCAAGGCUCCUCCUGGCCCUGUGGAUUCAGCCAAAGGAAGGCCAUUCAGGGCACCCAAUCCUAGUAAGCGGGAUGGCUGUGGGCAUGGUGGCGGCCGUAGUGGAGAAGCUCUCCAGCAUGUUAAAGGCCCCUUCCCCUCAAAUCCCUUUCUCCCGCGCUGCGGCUUUUGAAUCUGUGUGGUCAAUCCUCGGGAGAAUCAGUCAGUCCUUCUCCACGGAUGACCUCCAGAGCCCAUUUUAUGUGAGAUCUGUCUGUGCCUUUGUGGCUGACGAGGUCCAGAGCUGCUUCCAGCCCCCUGCAGCCACCUUACCAGUCCUCCCUGUCGUCGCCGCGGCCAUCUCCACCGCACCUCCAGACAUUCUAGCAGAGGCAGACCCGGCUUCUUCCCACCUGGAGGUUGUGAAUAUCAACGCUAACACAGAGGCAGACCAGGAUUCUUCCCACCUGGAGGUUGUGGACAUCACCCAUAACACACAGGCAGACACGGCAUCUUCCCACCUUGAGGUUGUGGACAUCACCCAUAACAUACAGGCAGACACGGCAUCUUCCCACCUUGAGGUUGUGGACAUCACCCAUAACAUACAGGCAGACACGGCAUCUUCCCACCUUGAGGUUGUGGACAUCACCCAUAACACACAGGCAGACACGGCAUCUUCCCACCUGGAGGUUGUGGACAUCACCCAUAACACACAGGCAGACACGGCAUCUUCCCACCUUGAGGUUGUGGACAUCACCCAUAACAUACAGGCAGACACGGCAUCUUCCCACCUUGAGGUUGUGGACAUCACCCAUAACAUACAGGCAGACACGGCAUCUUCCCACCUUGAGGUUGUGGACAUCACCCAUAACACACAGGCAGACACGGCAUCUUCCCACCUGGAGGUUGUGGACAUAACAUGUAAGACAGAGGAAGACCCGGCCUGUUCCCAUCUGGAAGUUGCGGACAUAGGCCCUAAAACAGAGGCAGACAGAGCUUGUUCCCACUUGGAGGCUGUGGAAAUCACCCCUAAGACAGAGGCAGACCCGGCUAAUUCACACCUGGAGGUUCAGGACAUCACCCCUAAGACACAGCAAGAUCCAGCUUCUUCCCACCUUGAGGUUGUGAACAUCAUCCGUAACAAAGAGGCAGAUCCGGCUUCUUUCCACCUGAAUGUUGUGGACAUCACCCCUAAGAGAGAGGCAGAGCCCAUCUCUUCCCUCUUGGAGGUUGUGGAUGUCACACCUGAAGAAAGGACUCUCAAGAUGUCCGUCUUCGCCACUCCGCCAACUGACAUCCAAGCAGAGGAUGUUGCUGUGGUCAUCCCAGAUGUCACCCCACACGUCACCAAGGAUGUGACACUGGAUGUUCCAUGCAGAGCUGCAUGCAAAGGGAAAGUCCGGCAAUUUUUUUUCAGGCUUUGGAGGGCAGUGUGCUGCUGCGCCUGCCACAAGGAAGAGGAGGAACAAUAUUAGUUAUUCAUCAGACCUUCAGAAAUGGGAUUGAACCAUAGACCAUUAAAUUAUUUGCAUUAUAAUAAUUGGAUUCAAUUCUGCUUUUCCUGUUUACUACUUAAUUUCAGAACAUUUCUAUAAACUUUCUCUUUGCAAGUGUGGAGUAGGUUGUGUAAAUAAGUGGGAAACAUCCAAAUUUUCAUUCUUUUAAUGAUUUACUUACUACAUGUAAAAAAAAGUAGUAUUUGAUAACAAAAAAAAUGAAGGGAGCUCAACCAACGUUGAGUUGAGGUGCAACCAAAACCUUUAAUCAUCAUAGAAAAUGAAAAGGCGCAACUCUUGCGCACUAUAAAAAAUGCAUUUUUUAUUCAAGCAAGGUUAAAAGAUGAACAUUUUGGCCCCGUCUAUGCGUCCACACGCUCCACAACACACUCGUCUGGUGAAAAGAGGUGAAAUGAAGGUAGUAGGAAAAGGGAAUUCCACAGUAACUAUGCUAAACAAAAAUGUAAACACAACAUGUGAAGUGUUGGUCCCAUGUUUCAUGAGCUGAAUUGAAAGAUCCCAGAAGUUUUCCAUACGCACAAAAAGCUUAUUUCUCUCAUGUUUUAUGCAGAAAUUUGUUAGCA
Molecule: messenger RNA, 2186 nt
Organism: Oncorhynchus keta (chum salmon)
Lineage: Eukaryota; Metazoa; Chordata; Actinopteri; Salmoniformes; Salmonidae
Product: serine-rich adhesin for platelets-like
Exons: 5
Coding region: 61-1581 (506 amino acids)
Source: RefSeq, a predicted model, not a curated record